Messenger RNA from Camellia sinensis, 1380 nucleotides. The record is from RefSeq and is a predicted model, not a curated record. Lineage: Eukaryota; Viridiplantae; Streptophyta; Magnoliopsida; Ericales; Theaceae.
AUGGGGUGUCUACAGCUAUUCAGAGAAUGGUUAAGUUGCAUGUCUGACGUUCCUCCAAAAGCUAUGAUAACAGACCAGUGCAGAGCUAUGCAAAAUGCCAUUGAAGUUGUCUUUCCAGAAGCUCGACAUCGUUGGUGCUUAUGGCAUAUCAUGAAGAAAAUUCCUGAGAAAUUAAGAGGAUAUGCCCAAUAUGAAUCCAUCAAGCUUGCUUUGCAAAAUGCAGUUUAUGAUUGUUUUACAAAACAUGAAUUUGAUGAAGAAUGUGAGCAACAUAGGUGGAUUCCUGUGUUUGUGAAGGAUGUUUUUUGGGCUGGCAUGUCGACUACACAACGAAGUGAGAGCAUGAACGCAUUUUUUGAUGGAUAUGUGAACUCAAAGACAACUUUAAAGCAAUUUGUUGAACAAUAUGAUAAUGCCUUGAGAACCUACACAAAUGUAAAAUUUAAAGAAGUGCAAGUAGAAUUGAAACGACUAUUGUAUUGUCGUGCGAAUCUUGUCAAAGAAGAGGGAGCUAUUUGCACUUAUCAUGUGAAGGAGGCUGUUCUUGUGGGUGAGAAAAUGAAGACUGUGGAAUUUGUUAUGUACUUUAAUGCAACUGAAUGUGAAUUGCAUUGUAUGUGUCGGUGGUUUGAGUUUAGGGGCAUUAUGUGUGCCCAUGCAAUUACUAUGCUACUUGAGAGGUAUAUAUAUCAGGUGCCAGAUCAAUACAUUGUAUCAAGAUGGAGAAAAGAUAUCGAAAGAGGGUACACAUGCAUUCCAACCACAUACACUAAAGCCAGGGCUGUUCUUAAUGCAAAGUUGCAUGACAAAUACCACAAGAUGUUGGACGAAAUCAUAGAAAUAGCUGCCAACGAUGAUGGUAAACAUGAAGUGCUUGAUCUUAGGUUGAUAAAAAUCAAGGAUAGAGUGAGAAAAGAUCAAUUGGGUAGUGCAAGUCAUGCACCACCUUCUACUAGUGACGUGCCACCUUCUACUAGUAAUGUACCACAUUGUCAUAGUUCAUUGAGAAGUCCGUUUGCUCGUAGUACUACAAAAGCAAGCAUGCCUCGCAACAUGCUUAGUCCAAUGGUUGCUCGCCGAAGAGGACGUCCAUGUACGAAACGGAAGGUUAGCAAAGUGGAUGCAAUAGUGAAUCGGUUGAAGGAAAAGAGUAAAAAGCCUCCAAAAGCUGACCCGGUUCAUCAAUGGCAGCCUCGGAAGUUAAAUUUUCCUGGUACCGAUGAUAUGCAAGGCAAUAUUUAUCAUGAACCGGCACAGUUUAGUCAAAUGCAAACGGUGGACAAUAUUGGAGGCACAUCUCAUACUCAAAGUUCGACAAUCGCUUUCAUGGAAGAGGAGCUGUUGUCUUUGCUCCGUGAUGAAGAAGAUGCAGAAUAUUGA